This is a messenger RNA of Hibiscus syriacus, 766 nucleotides long. RefSeq lists its product as uncharacterized. The transcript is spliced from 2 exons. Bases 93 to 710 code for a protein of 205 amino acids. NCBI's taxonomy places the organism in Eukaryota, Viridiplantae, Streptophyta, Magnoliopsida, Malvales, Malvaceae. The record is from RefSeq and is a predicted model, not a curated record.
UUUGCCGAACUGAAUAGCCAAACACGGUUAGAAAUUUAGAAACAAAAAAUUUCUCUUUUUUCUUUUCUUCCGCCCUGCAGCACCCUAAAAAAAUGGCGGCAUCUCCUAGAAAAUCGAGUGGACGGGUUCUCCGUUCCCUUUCACCAUCAGGCCGGUUCAGUUCUCACUACGCUUCACAGUCUUCGUCGUCGUCUUCCUCGGCUUUUGCUUAUUCGAGUUCAAGUUUCUCCUCACGCUCUUCUACUUUCUUUAAUCAACAGAGAUCUAUUUCUCCGCCUCGUGUUAAUCUCUAUAACCACUCUCCAUCAUCACCGUCCGUGCGAUUCUCGCUUGAUAACCGUCCAAUCUCGCCGAACCGUUCGAUUUCAGCCGUCAGUAGAAACACCGAGGCUUUAAAGAAUUUACAAAGCAAACAGCCAAAGCGAACUUGUAUGUGUUCGCCUACGACGCAUCCUGGAUCUUUCCGUUGCAGUCUUCAUAAGGGUUUCAAUAUUCAGCACGCUUCGUCCAGUUACGCGCCUAGUAAUCGGCUUAACGCGCGUAGAUCUGCGAUGACAAAUUCACUAGUUAGAAUUGGAGGAGUCGAAGGAGAUUUGGUUAGGAGAGCUUUGUCGGCUUUGAUUAGGCCUUCAUCACAUCAGCAGCGUCGUCGUGCAGCGUUUCAGCCUAGGCCAAGCCGCCUCUCCGUGAUGUCUAAAGCCGAGGAUUGAUCAAAAGGCAUGUUGUGGCAUUGGAAUUGGACAUGGCGGAAUUUACACAUCUUGAC